UCAUAACUAAAGUCAACAUGUAUCAUAUAUUUCAGAUCUCCGGCGAAGUUAUCAAAGCUUUGGGGUUGAAGACGAAAAUUCUGAUAACAGUCGUCUUUAGUACCUUACUAAUUUUGUCUGUAAUGUUAUUAUCAUUCUCAAACAACUUCAACAAUAAACUCUUUGCUGCUACAAUCAACGAGGAAUCCGAAACAACGGGGGAUAAACUGAUAGGAGGACUUUUAACCGCGGAUUUCGAUGAAGGUUCUUGUUUGAGUAGGUAUCAUAAAACUUUCUUGUACCGCAAGCCUUCGCCAUACAAGCCUUCAGAAUAUCUUGUCUCGAAGCUUAGAAGCUAUGAGAUGCUUCACAAACGUUGCGGUCCAGGGACAAAAGCUUACAAGGAAGCAACAAAGCAUCUUAGUCAUGAUGAGAAUUAUAAUGCAAGCAGAUCAGAUGGUGAAUGCCGAUAUGUUGUGUGGCUCGCGGAUUACGGGCUUGGAAACCGACUACUUACUCUUGCUUCUGUGUUCCUCUACGCUCUCUUGACUGAUAGAAUCAUUCUUGUUGACAACCGGAAGGAUAUUGGUGAUCUCUUAUGCGAGCCAUUUCCAGGUACUUCAUGGUUGCUUCCUCUUGACUUUCCAUUGAUGAAAUAUACUUAUGGAUACAACAAGAAUUACCCUCGUUGUUAUGGAACAAUGGAGGAAAAUCAUUCCAUCAACUCGACUUCAAUCCCGCCGCAUCUAUAUCUACAUAACCUCCAUGAUUCAAGGGAUAGUGAUAAGAUGUUCUUCUGCCAAAAGGAUCAAAGUUUGAUUGACAAAGUCCCUUGGUUGAUUUUUAGAGCCAAUGUUUACUUUGUUCCAUCUUUAUGGUUUAAUCCAACAUUCCAAGCCGAACUAACUAAGCUGUUUCCGCAGAAAGAAACCGUCUUUCACCACUUGGCUCGGUAUCUUUUUCACCCCAAAAAUCAAGUUUGGGAUAUCGUCACUAAGUACUACCAUGAUCACUUAUCCAAAGCAGAGGAGAGACUCGGGAUUCAAAUUCGAGUUUUUCGCGAUCAAGGUGGAUACUACCAACACGUCAUGGACCAGGUCAUAUCAUGCACACAAAGAGAGAAACUUCUACCUGAAUUGUCUACACAAGAAGAAUCAAAAGUCAAUGUAUCGAACACCCCGAAACUUAAAGCUGUUCUUGUCACUUCUUUGUCUCCUAAGUACUCUAAACAACUAGAGAACAUGUUUUCAGAGCGAUCAAAUGUGACAGGAGAGAUUAUUGAAGUUUAUCAGCCAAGUGGAGAAAGGUAUCAACAAACAGAUAAGAAGCAACACGACCAAAAGGCGCUUGCUGAGAUGUUUCUUUUGAGCUUAACCGAUAACAUUGUUACAAGCUCAAGGUCUACAUUUGGAUAUGUUGCUUAUAGUCUUGGAGCAUUAAAGCCAUGGUUACUUUAUCUGCCAAAUGAUCUCAAAGCUCCUGAUCCGCCGUGUGUUCGAUCUAUGUCGAUGGAGCCUUGUUUCCUUACUCCUCCGACUCAUGGAUGUGAUGCCGACACGGGAACUAUAUCGGGGAAAGUUGUUCCUUUUGUUAGGUAUUGUGAGGAUAUAUGGGGGCUUAAGCUAUAUGAUGAAUUAUAGAUAUUGUUUAUCACAUUUGAUUUGUUGAAUUAUUGAAGCAUACGAUAAAUGUUAUAUAUCUUU
Molecule: messenger RNA, 1682 nt
Organism: Arabidopsis arenosa
Lineage: Eukaryota; Viridiplantae; Streptophyta; Magnoliopsida; Brassicales; Brassicaceae
Source: the annotation of a GenBank genome assembly